This is a messenger RNA of Opisthocomus hoazin, 512 nucleotides long. RefSeq names its product DNA replication complex GINS protein PSF3. NCBI's taxonomy places the organism in Eukaryota, Metazoa, Chordata, Aves, Opisthocomiformes, Opisthocomidae. Gene Ontology annotation, cellular component: GINS complex. Gene Ontology annotation, biological process: mitotic DNA replication initiation. The record is from RefSeq and is a predicted model, not a curated record.
UGUGUCGUCACGGCGAGGGUGGCUUUUGGUGUUUCUUGUUGGUGCAGGGGUCGAAGCUGGAGGUGCCUCUGUGGCUGGCGAAUGGUCUGCAUGACAGCAAGAGGAGGAUCAUUGCUGUGGAGCUGCCCAAGAUGUACAAGGAAGCCUGGAGGACGGUGUUCAGCGCUGACACCAACGUGGUCGAUCUGCAUAAAAUGGGGCCCUACUACUACGGGCUUGGCUCACAGCUCCUGAAUUUUGACAAUCCCAAGAAUCCUGAGAUAGCUCACACUGGCCUGCAGACGUUUGUUAGCCAUUUUCGGCGUAUCGUGGACUCCUCUCAGAACACCUACAAUGAAGACACGUCAGUGCUGGUGGCUCGGCUGGAUGAACUGGAGCGCACCUUAUUUCGAGCUGGCCAGAAAGGGCUGAAUGACUUCCAGUGCUGGGAAAAGGGACAGGCUUCUCAAAUCACAGCUUCCAGUCUGGUCCAGAAUUAUGGGAAAAGAAAGUUCGCAGACACGGAUGGUUAA